Hypanus sabinus (Atlantic stingray) is the source of this 1883-nucleotide messenger RNA. RefSeq names its product growth hormone regulated TBC protein 1a (gene grtp1a). The transcript is spliced from 8 exons. The record is from RefSeq and is a predicted model, not a curated record. The coding region runs from base 98 to 1111 and encodes 337 amino acids. Lineage: Eukaryota; Metazoa; Chordata; Chondrichthyes; Myliobatiformes; Dasyatidae.
CAGGUGAUCGGGGCGUGGCGAUUGGCUGGCUGCGGAGGGCUGGGGGUGUGUGGCGCGCCCUGCCUCGCUGGCACUCGGUACCGGCUUGGCGGUGGUAAUGGAGGCACCAGAGAGCGGCUCCGAGCAGGAGCCAAUGACCAGGAUCGACGAGUAUGGGUUUGAGCGUCUGGCGGGCAAGGAGGCAGACGAGCUGGUGUCGGAUUACCAGGCAGUGCUGAACCGCCGGGCGAUCAAAUGGCGCAAACUCUUGCAGGGCAGCCGUCUGCAACGGAGCCUGAGAGUGAAACGAUACAUCAGGAAAGGCAUUCCAAAUGAGUAUCGCAGUCUCAUCUGGAUGACUGUCAGUGGAGCCCAGGAACAGAUGGAAAGGAACCCAGUUUACUAUAAGAAGAUGCUGGAAACGGAGGAAGAUCCAAAGCUGAUUGAAUCUGUAAGAACAGACAUUAACAGAACAUUCCCUGACAAUGUACAGUUUCGCAGAACAGCUAAUCCCUGCCUACAGCAGCCACUUUUCAAUGUUUUAGUGGCAUAUGGAAAUCACAACAAAGCAAUUGGCUAUUGCCAGGGGAUGAAUUUUAUUGCUGGCUACUUGCUUAUAGUGACCAAGGAUGAAGAGAAGUCCUUCUGGUUGUUAGACUCUCUGAUUAAGAAGAUAGUACCAGGUUUCUACAGUCCAACAAUGAUUGGACUAAAGACUGAUCAAGAGGUUCUGGCUCAUCUGGUUAGAAUGAAGGUCCCUGCGGUCGCGGAGUUAAUGGAACGGCACAAUGUGAUGUGGACCUUGGUUGUUUCUCGAUGGUUUAUCUGUUUGUUUAUUGACAUUCUUCCCGUGGAGACAGUUCUUCGUAUCUGGGACUGUCUGUUCUAUGAAGGAUCUAAAAUCACCUUUCGUGUGGCCUUGACAUUAAUAAAGUACCACCAGGCUUCAAUCUUAGAGGCAAAUAAUUUCCCUGCGGUUUGUGAAAAGUUCAAACAGAUCACACGUGGUCCUCUGGUCCAAGACUGUCACAACUUCAUGAAGAGAAUUUUUACCGAACCUGGAAGAUUGCCCCUCAGUACGAUCAUCAGGUUACGAGAGAUUAGCAGGGCUCAGAUAGAUGAUCAAAGUUGAUGUGCAUGAUUCAGCUCCAGCUGACUAAUUACCUCAGGACCUUGAAGACUUCUUACAUUCUUCCAAUGUACAUUUGGGCUGGAUUUGUCUCACCAGCAUGUCAUGUACUGUGAGCUAUGUCUAACCUGUACAGUACUGUUUUUCAAAAAGAUUGACUAGCUAUUUGUACAAACUUAGAAUUCAGGUGAUCAAAAUUACAACUAUUUGUUUCAGAUUUAAAGUAACAUUGCUAAAUGAAGGGCUGUUUGUACUCCUAAAUUUCUUGUAAGUUCUUACCAUUAAUUUAUAUUUACUUUUCACUCAAAAUAUAACUUUUUAAUGUAUUGUUAAAUAGAAUUAUCUAAGAUUUAGUAAGUGAAGAUGGUGAAUAUUAUUUUGAUAUCAGUGACAUUUGAUCAGGUGUAAUUAAAUUUUUGUAACCAGCACUGCCUGUCCAAUCCCCACACUAUGGAUGAACUGCACUGCCUUGGCAAGGCUUAUAUCCCAUAUCUGAUCAAGGCAUCGGCAUGUUUCCAGUGUGAUUUACAUGGAAUGCAGUAGUGUCUGAUGGCAGCUUGCAUCUCUGAUCUGUAAAGGCAAUAAUCAAACGUUGGCACUUUCCUGGAUACUAGAUCUGCUCUUUUAGUGCAUACAGGGUUCUUCCCUGUCUUUGCAGCAGUUGAUAUUUUGUACCUGUUUAUAAAAGCAGAAUUGACAAGAUGCUUAAAUGUAUUUUUUAAAAAAGUGGAUUUUUGUGCAAAUGUGAUAAUUAAACAAUAGUCUGAGCACUUUC